AUGUGCACCAACAUAGUUUACGAGUGGCUGAAAGCGCUGCAGCUCCCGCAGUACGCGGAGUCCUUCGUGGAUAACGGCUACGAUGACCUGGAGGUGUGCAAGCAGAUCGGGGACCCGGACCUGGACGCCAUCGGGGUGCUGGCGCCCGCGCACCGGCGUCGCAUCCUGGAGGCCGUGCGCCGGCUGCGGGAGCAGGACGCCGCCGCCGCCGGCCUCUACUUCACGCUGGAGCCGCAGCCGCCGCCCGCGCCACCCGGGCCGCCUUCGGUCGCCGUUCCCACUCGCCGCCGGGGGGAGCCUUGCGGCGGCCAGGCCCAGGGCCCCCGCGGGGACCCCCGCAGCCUGACGACCGCCCCUCGCGGCAGGGAGCUGGUGAGCUACCCGAAGCUGAAGCUGAAGAUCAUGAUCAGGGAUAAGCUCGUCCGCGACGGCAUCCACCUGAGCAAGCCCCCGUACUCCCGCAAGGUCCCAAUGGCUGGCAUCCUAGAGUUCUUAAUGAAUUGGCCGAAGUCAUCACAGAACCGCUAG
This is a messenger RNA of Lagenorhynchus albirostris (white-beaked dolphin), 528 nucleotides long. It is a transcript of the gene SAMD5, whose product is annotated as sterile alpha motif domain containing 5. The transcript is spliced from 2 exons. NCBI's taxonomy places the organism in Eukaryota, Metazoa, Chordata, Mammalia, Artiodactyla, Delphinidae. The record is from RefSeq and is a predicted model, not a curated record. Gene Ontology annotation, molecular function: protein binding. The coding region runs from base 1 to 528 and encodes 175 amino acids.